Messenger RNA from Galendromus occidentalis (western predatory mite), 2759 nucleotides. RefSeq names its product alpha actinin (gene Actn). Bases 12 to 2759 code for a protein of 915 amino acids. Gene Ontology annotation, molecular function: protein binding; calcium ion binding. The transcript is spliced from 10 exons. The record is from RefSeq and is a predicted model, not a curated record. Lineage: Eukaryota; Metazoa; Arthropoda; Arachnida; Mesostigmata; Phytoseiidae.
CUGGCGUCAGGAUGAUGACCCAGGAAGGCUACAUGCAGCAAGAAGAAGAGUGGGAACGUGAGGGUCUCCUGGAUCCAGCCUGGGAGAAACAGCAGAGGAAGACGUUCACUGCAUGGUGCAAUUCGCACUUGCGGAAAGCGGGAACCCAGAUCGAUAAUAUUGAGGAAGAUUUCCGCAAUGGACUCAAACUCAUGCUGCUUCUCGAGGUCAUCUCAGGAGAAACUCUCGGGAAACCCGACCGAGGCAAGAUGCGAUUCCACAAAAUCGCCAAUGUCAACAAGGCGUUGGAAUUCAUCGAGUCGAAAGGCGUCAAACUCGUAUCGAUCGGCGCUGAAGAGAUCGUUGACGGUAACUCGAAGAUCACCCUCGGUCUCAUCUGGACGAUCAUUCUACGUUUCGCCAUCCAGGACAUCUCCGUCGAGGAGAUGACCGCGAAAGAGGGUCUCUUGCUGUGGUGUCAGCGCAAGACGGCGCCGUACAAGAACGUCAACGUGCAGAACUUCCAUCUGUCCUGGAAGGACGGGCUGGCGUUUUGCGCUCUCAUCCACAGGCAUCGGCCGGACCUUAUCGACUACGGAAAGCUCCGAAAGGACGAUCCGAUCCACAACCUCAAUCUCGCUUUCGACAUCGCCGAAAAGCAUCUCAACAUCCCCAAAAUGUUGGACGCAGAAGACAUGGUGUAUACGGCCAAGCCCGAUGAGCGUGCCGUUAUGACGUACGUGUCGUGUUACUACCAUGCACUCCAGGGCGCCCAACACGUAAAUGUCGGAUCGGUGGCGAUGCCCGACGAGCGUGCUAUAAUGACUUACAUCUCAUCGUACUACCACGUAUUCAGCGGAGCCAUCCAGACGGAAACUGCCGCCAACCGCAUCUGCAGAGUGCUCAAAGGAGCUCAGGAUAAUGAGCGUCUCAUGGAGGAAUACGAACGUCUUGCGUCGGAUCUCUUGGAAUGGAUCCGUCGGACCACCCCGUGGUUGCAGAACAGGACCACUGACAAUACUCUCCCCGGCACCCAGAAGAAGCUCGAGGAGUUUCGCUGUUAUCGUCGACAGCACAAACCACCGCGUGUCGAGCAGAAAGCCCGUCUCGAGACCGCCUUCAACACCCUCCAGACGAAACUCCGUCUCAGCGGACGGCCGGCGUUCAUUCCAUCCGAAGGGAAAUUGGUGUCGGACAUCACCGGUGCGUGGAAAGGGCUAGAAUCCGCGGAGAAGGGAUUCGAGGAAUGGCUUUUAUCCGAGAUGAUGCGUUUGGAGCGUCUCGAUCACCUCGCCAAAAAGUUCAAACACAAGUGCGACAUCCACGAGGAAUGGACUCAGGGCAAGGAACAGAUGCUGGUUUCCAACGACUUCAGGAACUGUAAACUCAACGAGAUGAAAGCCAUGAAAAAGAAACACGAAGCCUUCGAGUCCGACCUCGCGGCCCAUCAGGACCGCGUCGAGCAAAUCGCCGCCAUCGCCCGAGAGUUGAACGCUCUUGGAUACCACGAUGUCGCAUCGAUCAAUUCGCGUUGCCAACGCAUCUGCGACCAAUGGGACCGCUUGGGCUCGCUAACAACGAAACGUCGGCAGGCUCUCGACGAGGCCGAGCGAAUCCUCGAGAAGGUCGACCUGCUCCACCUGGAGUUCGCCAAACGCGCCGCACCGUUCAACAACUGGCUCGACCAGGCGCGUGAAGAUCUAGUCGAUAUGUUCAUCGUGCACAGCGUCGAAGAGAUUCAACAGCUCAUCCACGCCCACGAGUCCUUCAAGAACACGUUGGGAGAAGCCGACCGCGAGUACUCGAACAUCAUCGGAUUGUCCCAACAGGUUCAGCAGCUGGCUACACAAUACCAGAUUCCCGGAGGCCUGGAGAACCCCUACACGACGCUGACUCCGGGAAUGAUUCAGGCAAAGUGGGGAGACGUGAAGCAGUUGGUCCCGCAGCGUGAUCACACCCUCCAGAACGAACUGGUCCGCCAACAAUGCAACGAGAAUCUACGCAGGCAGUUUGCCGAGAAAGCCGACCAGGUUGGACCCUGGAUUGAACGCAAGAUCGAUGAGGUCAACUCGAUCGGCAUGGGUAUGAAGGGCAGCUUAGAAGUCCAGCUGAAGACCUUGCACGAAUACGACGCUGCCGUUGUGCAGUUCAGACCUUACGUCGACGACCUCGAGAGGAUCCAUCAACAAGUUCAGGAAGCUCUGAUCUUCGAGAACAAGUACACCAACUACACAAUGGAGACCCUCCGCGUCGGCUGGGAGCAACUCGUGACCUCGGUGCACCGGAACAUCAACGAAGUCGAAAACCAAAUCCUCACUCGCGACGCCAAAGGAAUAAGCCAAGAGCAACUAAACGAGUUCCGAACGUCUUUCAAUCACUUCGACAAGAAACGAACCGGGAGACUUACUCCAGAGGAGUUCAGGAGCUGUCUCGUCUCGCUCGGAUACAACGUCAGGAAUGCCGACGGACCCGAGUUCCGAAGGAUUUUGGCCUGCGUGGAUCCGAACAUGACCGGUUACGUACAUUUCGACGCCUUCUUGGACUUCCUCACGAGAGAGUACACCGAGCGUGACACCGCGGAACAAACGAUCGAUUCGUUCCGAAUUCUUGCCGGCGACAAGCCUUACAUAACCGACGUUGAGCUCAGACGAGAACUUCCACCCGACCAGGCCGAGUAUUGCAUUCGCAGGAUGAAGCCAUACCCCGGUCAGUCACGCGUUCCCGGCGGCCUCGACUACCGCUCGUUCUCUACUAUGCUCUACGGCCAGUCGGAUAUGUAA